This is a messenger RNA of Rhea pennata, 1203 nucleotides long. RefSeq names its product SLX9 ribosome biogenesis factor (gene SLX9). The record is from RefSeq and is a predicted model, not a curated record. The coding region runs from base 22 to 675 and encodes 217 amino acids. Gene Ontology annotation, cellular component: 90S preribosome; preribosome, small subunit precursor; nucleolus. Gene Ontology annotation, biological process: maturation of SSU-rRNA from tricistronic rRNA transcript (SSU-rRNA, 5.8S rRNA, LSU-rRNA). The transcript has 6 exons. Lineage: Eukaryota; Metazoa; Chordata; Aves; Rheiformes; Rheidae.
CUUCCCCGCGCCGUCCCAGCCAUGGUGGGCAAAGCCAAGAGGCGGCGGCCGCUCCACCAGGCCGCGCCGCGGCCCAAGGCCGCGCGGCAGCCGGAGCCCCCCGGCCCCGGCGCGGGCAGCGGCGGCUGGAGCGCGCCCCCCGGCAAGGAUUGGGACUUCUCCUCGUCUGAUGUCUUUUCUGGGCUGCAAAUUGAUCCUGAUACUCUUGUGAAAAGGCUGGAUUUGGACUCCAGAAGCAUCAUUUCAUCCAGAACAGGUGUAGAAGAGAAAACAAUUCUUUCAAAAAAAGAAAAAAUGAAGCUGAGGAAAGAAAGAUGGCUACAGAAAAUAGAAAGUGUGAAACUAGCCAAGCAGAAGCAAAAAGCUGAAGCAAAGCGGAAAGCAACGCCUGUGGUGGGAGACAUGCAGCCACUGAUGGAAGCCCUACCUGAGCUCUUUGACAUGACCACAGGUGGCAGGGACAGGAAGCCAUGCAAGAGCCAUGUAAAAGCAAAGGCAGAACCAACAGACUUCUGUCUCAUGAAACCAGCUCAGAAACGCAGGCUCUUAGAAGAGGAAAUGGCUCGAUUUCAUGAGGUCAUUAUGAAUCCGAAGUACAAAGCCGACCCACUCGUGGCCAUCAGUGAGCAUCUCUCCAAGAGGCUAAGGCAGGAGGAAGAUGGUAAACCUCUCUAGGGCAUCAAUUGGGACCGAAUGUGCACACUGGAGCCAGCGCGAGGGCUCCAGGCCAUGAGCAAGCACAGCACUAACAUGGCCUCUCAGCCACUUCAGUCCUUGGAAGCAAUCCAGUAGAUUAUUAAACCCAACAGUCCUGUUUUCUGUCUGCAGGAAUAAUGCAGUUCUCUCCUGAUGGAGGCAGCUGCUCCUUGGCAAGUAGCCUGCACAGAGCAGGGUGUUCUGUGAGAUCUUUGUGCAGAAAUUAAGCUUCCUGUGAAGUGUCUUGACACCUUCUCCCUUCUUCUGAGCAGGCACAAUUUCUUAAAUUAUGCCACUAGCAAUGUGUCUGCUUUUUGUUCUCUUUACUCCUCCUUCCAACUCUUUGCUGACAGCUCUGAAAAGAGGUUCCCUGGUGCUCUGUUGCAAUUGUUCAAGACCCCAAGCCCUGGAGCCUAGAAGACUGUUGUAGACCUGUGAAAGGAUUGAUGCUGCUGUUCAUUAUUUUAUACGAAAAUUUAGCUAUGGAAUAAAUGCACUUUCACACAA